Messenger RNA from Penicillium samsonianum, 1893 nucleotides. Its product is annotated as bifunctional hydroxyethylthiazole kinase/thiamine-phosphate diphosphorylase. Gene Ontology annotation, biological process: thiamine biosynthetic process. The record is from RefSeq and is a predicted model, not a curated record. The transcript has 7 exons. Gene Ontology annotation, cellular component: cytoplasm. Gene Ontology annotation, molecular function: hydroxyethylthiazole kinase activity; thiamine-phosphate diphosphorylase activity; ATP binding. Lineage: Eukaryota; Fungi; Ascomycota; Eurotiomycetes; Eurotiales; Aspergillaceae. The coding region runs from base 273 to 1826 and encodes 517 amino acids.
CUGAAGCAUAUAUAAGUGAUCUAAGUCAAUUUCCAAUGUUGUAAUACACCCGGACAAGUACAGCCCGAACCUUCCAAGACCCCACCACGGCCACACAACGGUAAUCGGCAAUCUCCUUCGGUCACUUAAGUACGGUGUCUUGUGUUGUACGAGUAUAGCCUGCUGACCCUGCCAAUCUGCUCUUCAUUUCGAUUUGAUUCUCUUUGUCAAAACGACCUCGGAUUUAUUACUCCGAAACUCCCCACCUUUGUCCGGCCCAAGGCCAAGACACCAUGCCCGUAGAUCUGUCGCUCUAUUUGGUCACGGAUUCGACCCCGGCCAUUCUCAAGGGGAGAGAUUUAUGUACAGUGGUAGAAAGUGCUUUGCAAGGAGGCGUGACGGUGGUGCAAUACCGGGACAAAUCAAACGACACUGGUCUCCUGGUUGAAACUGCCCGCAAAUUACACCAGGUAACCAAGAAAUACAAUGUGCCACUUCUGAUCAAUGACCGGGUCGAUGUGGCUCUUGCUAUUGGUGCCGAGGGCGUGCAUCUAGGUCAAGAUGAUAUGAACUUCGCGGAAGCAAAGAAGCUUCUUCCCGAGAAUGCCAUUAUUGGUAUCAGUACGUCCUCAAUCGAGGAGGCUAAAAAGGCUACCGCAGAUGGCGCCGACUAUAUCGGAAUCGGUACAAUGUUUGCCACCCCUACCAAAACCAAUACCAAGUCAGUCAUCGGGACGGCAGGUACUCAAGUCAUCUUAGAUGCCAUUAAAGAUUCCGCCAUUGGCACUGUUUCCAUCGGCGGUAUCAACCACUCCAACGUGCAACGAGUGCUCUAUCAGUCUCAGUCACCAAAGAAAGGACUAGAUGGAGUCGCCAUUGUCAGCGCCAUCGUGGCAGCCGAUGACCCCAAAGCUUCUGCCGAGAAAUUCGCCGAGCUCAUCCGAAACCCUCCCCGGUUUGCGCAGGCUUCCAAUCCUCCUCGUGCUAACGAGGCCGAGGCCUUGUUGAAUGAGGUGCCCCAAAUCGUCCGUAAGAUGGUAGAGGUGCAUCCUCUCGUACACAACAUGAUCAAUUUCGUUGUGUCGAACUUCGUGGCCAACGUUGCCCUUUCUAUUGGCGCAUCUCCCAUCAUGGCUCCGUACGGUGAUGAAGCCACGGACUUGUGCAAGUUUGAUGGCGCCCUUCUGAUCAACAUGGGUACAUUGACCAGCGAGAGUGUCUCAAACUACUUAAAAGCUAUUAAGGCAUACAAUGAGCGCGGCAACCCAGUGAUCUACGACCCAGUCGGUGCGGCUGCAACACACAUUCGCCGCAAUGCAGUGACUCAGCUUAUGGCCGGGGGUUACUUUGAUCUGAUCAAGGGUAACGAGGGCGAGAUUCGCCAAACUUGGGGUAGCAGUGUUGUUCAACAGCGCGGUGUCGACAGCGGACCGAGUACCCUUGACGGCAAUCAAAAAGCCACCUUGGCUCGGGAUCUAGCUCGCAGGGAGCGAAACGUUGUGCUAUUGACCGGAGCAACAGACUACCUCAGCGACGGCGAGCGGGUCAUUGCCGUCGAGAACGGCCACUCAUACCUGGGUCAAGUGACCGGAACCGGCUGUGCCAUCGGCACAAUCUCCGGCUGCUUCUUGGCUGCCCACCGAUCCGACAGACUCCUCGCAGUGCUGUCUGGAAUUCUCAUGUACGAGAUCGCAGCGGAGAACGCAGCGGCCAAAGAGUAUGUUCGCGGCCCGGGCAGCUUCGUCCCGGCAUUCGUCGACGAGCUUUACGCUAUCCGCACAGCGGCGGCAAAUGGUGAUGACAGCUGGUUUGCCGGCCGGGCCAAGGUGCAUGAGGUGAAGCUAUAGAUAUCUAGAUUAGUAGACGAGCGAUGUGUACAUACCAGUACAAAAAUUUGACCAUGUAUGAUUGAAA